AUGGUGCGUCGAUUGAGAAAAACGAAGAAAAACCAAAAGUACGAUUUCUCUAGGAACAGAAAACGGUUAUCACAGAAGGAUCGUCGCAAUGGGACAAUAAAAAAUUCGGAAAUUCGAGCGGCUUAUGAUCCGAAGAAAAAUCCGUCUAAAAAUAUUAGCGACAUGGGCUUGGUCUACGACGUGAACCGCGCCAUUUCCAUUCCAAAUGUGAAACAUCAAAUAAAAGCCAUGGAAAAGGAGCUAGCAGGCAAGAAGACGAAGCACGGUGCCCGUUCACGACGUCCGGCAUCGAAACAGUACGUCGCCGAACAGCUUGAACGGGACGCAAACGAAUUUGCCGGAACUCGGUUUCAGUUGCCACGCUCGCAGGUCCAACAAAUAACGACCAUGAUUGAUCGGUACGGAUUUAACUAUCAAGCGAUGGUUCGUGACAGACGUAACUACGAACAGGAAACGUGGAGACAAUUUCGCACCAAAAUUCAGAAAUUUCUACGCAUUCCGGAUCAGUGCACACCAUACCUUGAGAAAAAGGGCUGGCUCGAGUGUGACAUGAACGACCCCGAAGAUCCUCGGUGGAAGGAGUUCUGUACGGAUGACGAAUCGUAGACUAGCACAUUAUCAUGAGCCACAGUUCUAAAUAAUUUCGGUUUAAAAUAUUGCUUAAGAAACUUCAUUCAAAUAAAAACUC
Messenger RNA from Anopheles nili, 688 nucleotides. Its product is annotated as nucleolar protein 16. Gene Ontology annotation, cellular component: nucleolus. The transcript has 2 exons. The record is from RefSeq and is a predicted model, not a curated record. The coding region runs from base 1 to 606 and encodes 201 amino acids. Gene Ontology annotation, biological process: ribosomal large subunit biogenesis. NCBI's taxonomy places the organism in Eukaryota, Metazoa, Arthropoda, Insecta, Diptera, Culicidae.